UUCGUUCGUAGUGACAGAACUUGGAUCAAAAUAUUUUUGUUUGUGAAAUAUUGCAGUGAAGAAUUUUUUGGCUAAAAAAUAAUCAUGGGAAAAAUAUUUCUGGACCACAUCGGUGGGGCUCGUUUAUUUCUCUGCGCAGCUUGUGAUGUGGUUUUAACGAAUCGUUCAGAACUUAUAAGCACUAGAUUCACUGGGGCUACAGGUCGUGCUUUCCUCUUUCACAAAGUGGUGAACCUAGUUUACUCUGAGGUGCAAGAUCGCGUGAUGCUCACUGGGAGACACAUGGUACGCGAUGUGUCCUGCAAGAACUGCUGCACUAAACUUGGAUGGGUGUAUGAGUUUGCUACUGAAGAAAAUCAGAGAUACAAAGAAGGUAGAGUCAUUUUGGAGAGGGCUCUAGUGAAUGAAGCAGAAGGCUUUGAAGAGAUUCAAGUCAACAAUGAUGAUUAAAGACAAAUAAUUGUUAUAAAAAUAGUAUAAAUUUAUAAAUAAGGUGUAGUUUGUAAGAGAUGAUUUGUACCUAAUUAUAGAAGUCACUCAAGAUAAUUAAUUAUUAGUACCAAAUUUGGUUCAGUUGUUUUGAAUAAACAAAAUGCCUUAAAAAUCAUAAUUAUCCAUAGAGUUAGUAAUUGUUAAUAUAUCAGCCACAUACUCACACAUUAAUAAUCAAUCAGUUUACAAAUGUUAAAGCAAUCAAAGAUAAUUGUUUUCAUUGUUUUAGUUUAUGCAGAACCUGUGUAUAAGAUGAUGUUUUUAUUAGGUACAAAUCAUCUCACAUGGCAUUUAAAGUUAAAACUCAGAAAGGCAAAUAUACAGACAAAUGUCAUUUAAUAAUAUUUUAUAGUGUUCA
Messenger RNA from Colias croceus (clouded yellow), 850 nucleotides. It is a transcript of the gene Yippee, whose product is annotated as protein yippee-like 5. Bases 85 to 450 code for a protein of 121 amino acids. The record is from RefSeq and is a predicted model, not a curated record. Lineage: Eukaryota; Metazoa; Arthropoda; Insecta; Lepidoptera; Pieridae. The transcript is spliced from 3 exons.